Messenger RNA from Aphis gossypii (cotton aphid), 2243 nucleotides. RefSeq names its product switch-associated protein 70-like. The coding region runs from base 585 to 2123 and encodes 512 amino acids. The record is from RefSeq and is a predicted model, not a curated record. Gene Ontology annotation, cellular component: cytoplasm; nucleus. The transcript is spliced from 10 exons. Lineage: Eukaryota; Metazoa; Arthropoda; Insecta; Hemiptera; Aphididae.
UAAACGCGUUGCGCCGACAUUGAAUGUUCAUUCAUAUAUGGUCAAGACCGUGGUCGCGGGGAAUGGAUGGCCGUGCGGCGGCGGCGAGAGGAACCGGACCAAGGAAGCGGUGGCGGCGGCCUUACGUCGCGGCGGCGCGGUAACGUCGUCGUACGAUGGACCUCUGUCGCCGAACCUGAGCAGUACCCCGCCGCCGCAGUUGUGGUGUCGUCCGGGUUUUACUCCGCUCUAGUUUUGCGCGCGACUUUUCAAUAUUAUCACGCAUAGUAUAUUAUGUAGUAUACGAUAUAAUUAUUCACAUCGAGUUCUCUCGAACGAUAUCUAAUAAUUUUACCUUUUAUUUUCGGUAUUUAUAAAAUUCCUAUACACGUUAUAAUAUAUAUAUAUAUAUAACAAACACGCUGUAGAUAAACGUUAUUUUGCAUACACUUGCUAAAAUAAUAUAGUAGGCGAGGUACGAACGGAAUAUUACGAUAAAAAAAAAUAAUCGUAACCACAUAAUAUUGUUCUGCGAUAUAACGUACCUAAUAUAUUUACGGCGCGUCCGCGAUGGCGACGCUACUGAAGAACGUCACCAAUUGCAUAUGGCAAGCGUUCAACUCACUGGACACGGACGAUACAGGGACUGUGGUCAAGUCCAAGCUCAAAGUGAGUGUACCUGUGGACCUAUGGUUUUAACGGCAAACAUUGGUAUUCUCCUUGACCUUUAUGGUGUAGAGAAAGGCCUUGAACACUAUAGAAGUACACAAACACUAAACUUUCAACAUUACAAAUAUUAUUUAUUAAGAGAAGUUUUUCUUUCACUUCCAAACAUUUUAUCUUUACCAGUACUUCAAGGAUUUGAAUCAAAUAUUGACGAGACAUGUUGGUUAAUUUGUAAAAAAGAUUUUAUUUCUAAAUGCCAAGUAUUACCAGAGGACUGUAUGUAUAAAUUAUUCAGGGUAUUUUGUUUUUUGUCUGAGCUCGUAGUGGAUCCAGAAAGGCCAAAUCGAUUUCAAGUCAUUAUGGAUACAUCUGAAGUGGGUUUGGUGGCUUCACAAAUUGUUACUUCAUUAGGUGCCGACUGGGACCAAUCUGGUUUUGAAGAGCUCAUUGGAAAUACUAGUGGAUUUCAGUUUGGUACAUUUUUAACUUUACUAGAGAAGAGAUAUUUAGCUGGCGUUGACCGUGCAGGCUUGGUGGAAGCAUUAAAUGCUGUUACAAAUACAUUUAUUGAUGAUAUAAUAAAAAAAGGAGUAUUGUUGAAACGAGGUUAUUUAUUGCCAACACUACGAGAAUAUUGGUUUGUAUUAAAACCAUGUCAACUAUUAUACUAUAAGAAUGAAGAAGAAAAAGAACAGUGUGGAUCUAUAACAUUAGAUCCUAGAUGUUGGGUGGAUUCUAAUUUACAACGUAUAAUGUUGCAUACAACUGAAAGGACUUUUGAAUUAGCCACAAAGGACCAUAGGAGUCGUUUACAAUGGCUAUCAGCUCUAAAAUUAGCAAUAUCUUAUUCUGCGGGUACAGAAGGUUAUCAACGAACAUUGUUGCGACGUAGGCAAAAACGAAGAAAGGCUGAACUUCAAGAGAAACAUAGAAGAAGCAGUAUAAUACAUGACAUGGAUGUUCAGUUACAGGCUGAGAAACAAGCUAGGGCGGCUAUGGAAAUUCAGGCGAAAGAGCUUAAGGUGGCUAGUGAAAAACAUGUUGAAGAAUUGGAAAGUUUACUAGAGGAAGAAACACAGGCAAAACGCGAUGAAGAAAUAGUUCGUAAUUUACAAGCUAGAGUAUUAAGAGAAGAAUGGGAAAAAAGAGAAGAGCUAGAAAGAUUACAGGAAGAACAUAUAUUAUUGUUGGAGCAAGAACGAGAAAAACGAAAAGAAUUUGAGAUUAAACAAAGAGAGAAAGAAAACCAAUUGCUAGAAGCCCAACAGAGGUUAAUUGAAUUGGAAGCUGAAAAACAGCGACUUGACGACGAAUUAACAAGAGCUCAAAAAAAGAUUAGUGUUUCCGAAAAAGCUGUUGCAUCAAUUACAAUAGUAGACCCUGAAAAUACAUUGAACAUUAAACCACAAGUUAAAGUGAGGAGAACAAUGUCAUUUAUACCAUCUACAAAGGAACGACCAAUUCAUUUUUAUAAAUGAAUAGACUAACUACUUUUUUUUUUAAUAAUUUAUUUAUAAUUAUUUUUCAUUAUUAUAAGUUUUGUAUAUUAAAAUGUAUGGAAUUUCUAUAGUUAAAUUAUAAAACCAGUUGUACAAAGA